Messenger RNA from Brenthis ino (lesser marbled fritillary), 978 nucleotides. The record is from the annotation of a GenBank genome assembly. Lineage: Eukaryota; Metazoa; Arthropoda; Insecta; Lepidoptera; Nymphalidae.
AUGCCUGGUCAAGAAGUAGUGACAACCAAAGUGGUUGUUCAUCCUCUUGUAUUGCUGAGUGUCGUAGAUCAUUUCAAUCGAAUGGGCAAAAUAGGCAACCAAAAGCGGGUAGUCGGAGUGCUUUUAGGCUGUUGGAGAGCUAAGGGUGUUCUAGACGUUUCAAACAGUUUUGCAGUACCCUUCGAUGAAGAUGAUAAAGAUAAAUCAGUUUGGUUCCUGGACCAUGACUACUUGGAAAAUAUGUAUGGCAUGUUCAAAAAGGUUAAUGCUAGGGAAAAAGUAGUGGGCUGGUACCAUACAGGGCCCAAACUUCAUCAAAAUGAUGUAGCUAUUAAUGAAUUAAUUAGACGUUAUUGCCCAAAUUCAGUUCUUGUCAUUAUUGAUGCAAAGCCUAAAGAUUUGGGCUUACCUACUGAAGCUUAUCGAGCUGUAGAAGAAGUUCAUGAUGAUGGCAGUCCAACUACAAGAACAUUUGAACAUGUUCCUAGUGAAAUUGGAGCAGAAGAAGCUGAGGAAGUGGGUGUAGAACAUCUUUUGAGGGAUAUCAAAGACACAACAGUGGGAAGUCUUUCACAACGCAUAACAAAUCAAUUACUUGGACUUAGAGGUCUUCACUCACAGUUAAGUGAAAUUAGAGAUUACCUUGUUCAAGUUGGCCAAGGCUCUUUACCUAUGAACCACCAAAUCAUAUACCAGUUACAGGACAUAUUUAACCUUCUGCCAGAUAUUACUAGUGACAAUUUUAUUGAUAACCUUUAUAUAAAGACAAACGAUCAGUCUCUUGUAGUAUACUUAGCAGCUUUAGUGAGAUCAAUCAUUGCACUACACAAUCUGAUAAACAACAAAAUUACAAACAGGGAUGCUGAAGAGGGAAAGAAAGAUGAAAACAAGGAUAAGAAAGAGAAAAAAGAUGAGAAAGAUGAAAAGAAAUCAGAUGACAAAACAAAGGAGAAAAAAGAUAAAGAUGAGAAAAAGAAG